Amyelois transitella is the source of this 6247-nucleotide messenger RNA. RefSeq names its product histone deacetylase 6 (gene HDAC6). The transcript has 19 exons. Bases 190 to 3756 code for a protein of 1188 amino acids. The record is from RefSeq and is a predicted model, not a curated record. Gene Ontology annotation, molecular function: histone deacetylase activity; zinc ion binding. Gene Ontology annotation, cellular component: histone deacetylase complex. Lineage: Eukaryota; Metazoa; Arthropoda; Insecta; Lepidoptera; Pyralidae. Gene Ontology annotation, biological process: chromatin organization.
CAGCUGCAACUAAAUACCUACCUACCUAUCCAAACCAAUAAAUCCAUGCAAACAACGCAAUCUUGUUUUUGCAAUUAUAAAAAAUGCAGACUAUGUUAAUGUGAAAUUGAUGAAAUGUUAAUUUAUUAAAUAACAAUAUAUUAGAAAUAAUGUUUCUAUAGAUUUCUAUUUAAUAGAACAAAGAUUACAAUGUCAACCCCGCCGCCUCAGUCUCGUCGAUCUGGCGGCGAUAGUAAAAAACCUUCCCCACCGCCUUCGACUAUUGUUACAAGAAAUGGAGCCCGGAAGGCCAAGAUUCAAACUCGUGCCAUGUCUGCUGGUGCUAAGCCAUCUGCUUUAGUGCUGGCAGCUAAGAAAAAAGCUUUACAAAAGAAAAAACAGACAGUGGAUACUUUUUUAAGGGAUCACUAUCAAAUUGCCAUGGAAUCAAAACACAAAGUGAAAGGUCCAACCGGCUUCGUGACGGAGCCCCGUAUGGCUGAACACCGGUGCUUGUGGGACGGCAACUAUCCCGAGUGUCCGGAGCGACUCAUCAGCAUCAUUGAAAGAUGCCGAGAACUGAAUCUCAUCGAGCAAUGUCAGGAGUUUGCGCCGCGGGCGGCGACCAAAGAGGAACUGUUGACGCUACACGACCAUUCAGUUUACGAGAUGCUGGAGAAGACGCACAAUAACCAUGAUGAGGAAUACCUUGAGAGGAUCUCGGCGAAGUAUGAUGCUGUUUAUAUACACCCGAGCACGCACGAGUUAGCAUUGAUCGCGGCCGGUUCUACCAUAGACAUGGUAGACCGCAUUGUCUCUGGUCAAGUUCAGAACGGCGCCGCGUUUGUGCGGCCCCCGGGACACCACGCCAUGGCGGCCGAGCCGUGCGGCUACUGCUUCUAUAAUAACGUCGCUUUGGCGGCGAAACACGCUUUGGAUAAACAUGGCUUGAAGAGGAUACUCAUAGUGGACUGGGACGUUCAUCACGGGCAGGCGACGCAACAGAUGUUUUAUGAUGACCCGAGAGUGGUAUACUUCUCCAUACAUCGCUACGAACACGGUUCCUUCUGGCCGAACCUGCGCCAAUCUAACUACAACUACAUCGGCGCCGGCGCAGGGCGGGGGUACAACUUCAACGUUCCCCUCAACAAGACAGGAAUGACGGACCGGGACUAUCUCGCCAUUUGGCACCAGCUGCUGUUACCCAUGGCUUUUGAGUAUCAACCGGAGCUGAUUCUAAUAUCAGCGGGUUACGACGCUGCGAUUGGAUGUCCCGAGGGCGAGAUGGAAGUGACCCCGGCAUGUUACGCUACCCUCCUGCACCAGCUGAGGGCGGCGUGCCCGGCCGUGUGCGCGGCGCUGGAGGGCGGCUACUGCCUGCCGUCGCUGGCCGAGGGCGCCGCCCUGACGCUGCGCACCCUGCUGGGGCACCCGCCGCCUGUUCUGCAGCCCGCCGGGGAGCCCUGCGACCAAAUUAUAGACGCGAUCCUAAACUGCAUAUACGUACACAAGCCAUAUUGGAAAUGUUAUAACUACCAACCAACGUAUAGCAUAGACGCAACAGUGCCAAACGUGUGCGAUGGAAAGAAACAGAAGCAUACGGUAACGCUGAGGUGGGAGGGAGACGAAACGAGGCCGGAGACUUUCGCUACGAGGAACUGUUAUCCGCUGCAAGAUGAUAAAACUAAACGAGAGAUUGCGCAACGGCUCAAUCAUUUGAGAAUAGUGACGGAACUGCGGUCUCCGCGGCACGCAGUCGGCUACGUGUACGAUGAGGCCAUGUUGAAGCACAAGAACAUUUGUGAACCUGACCACGUGGAAUGUCCGGAGCGUAUAAUGAGGAUACAUGAGAGACACCGCGAUUUCGGACUAUUGUCUCGCCUGCAUAUGGUGGACGGCGCACGCGCAUCCGAUGAACAGAUACUGGCUGUGCACUCGAAGAGGCAUCUGAACAAGCUCAAAGAGUUGGCGACGACCAAACUGCGUGAUCUGAACAACCAGAAAGAAGCAUAUGACUCUGUCUACUUCCACCCUGACUCGUUGGAAAGUGCGGCCAUUGCUGCCGGCUGUGUCAUACAGAUGGUAGACGCGGUCCUUACCAACGUGGUAGGCAGCGGCGUUUGUGUGGUGAGACCUCCCGGUCACCACGCGGACGACGACUGCCCCAGUGGGUUCUGCCUGCUGAACUCGGCCGUCGCGGCGGCCGCGCACGCCGUGCAGGCCCACGGGGUGGACAGAGUCCUGUUGCUCGACUGGGACGUGCAUCACGGCAACGGCUCGCAGAGGAUCACGUAUGCUGAUAAUAAGAUACUGUACAUGUCAAUCCACCGUUACGACCACGGCUCUUUCUUCCCGCACUCCACCGACGCCGACCACACCGCGGUGGGGGAGGGGAAAGGGGAGGGGUACAAUGUCAACGUGCCUUGGAACAAGCGUGGCAUGGGCGACACGGAAUACCUAGCUGCGUUCACGCAAGUGAUACUGCCGAUCGCGUACGAAUAUAACCCCGAAUUGGUCAUCGUUUCAGCCGGAUUCGACGCUUGUGUGGGUGACCCGCUAGGAGGUUGCAAAGUAUCGCCGGAAUGCUACGGCCGUAUGACCCAACUCCUACACGGGUUGGCGGGCGGCAGACUGGUCCUAUGUCUCGAAGGUGGCUACAAUGUCACUAGUAUAUCCUACGCCAUGACAAUGUGCACCAAAGCCUUACUCGGUGACCCCAUCGGACACCACUACGAACAAAGAACAGCCCCACAUUGGACCGCGAUAGAAUCAAUCAAUAAUGUUAUCACAACACACAAAAAAUACUGGAAAAAUCUCAAGUUCCAACUAGCGUUGCCCAUAGAGAAUGUUCUAGAAGAACCUUUGCCAUCCAGAGGGUUAAAAGUUGAUGAGAAGUCAAGUAUGCCAUUGGCAAAUGCAGACUCCAAGAUUGAAAGCCAUUUGGACGGUUCGUUAGAGAGCAAUAUGGCGGAUUUGGCCAUAGAUAAACCUAUGGAUAGAAUUGACUGUGAUGGCGAUCGAAAUUCGAAUGUGAAAGAAAAAUCAGAAGACAAGUCUGUAAAUAUGAGCGUAGACAAACCAGUCUGCUCUGAUGGUAUUCACUGCGGUACAGACGACGAGGAUGAAAGUCCAAAUGUAAAGGAGAACAUAGACAAAAAAUCUGCAAAUACGAGCAUAGAUAAACCAGCAUGCUCGGGCGGUCAUUGUGGGAUCGGCGAGAAGGAUAAAAGAAAAGACAAUGAACCGUCAAACAGCAAGCAGUUAGACAAAGUUGAACCGUCAAGUAUUAAAGUAUGUAGUUCCAAAGACAAAAUUGGUGCCAUAGACACAAGUGGUCCUUCUUCAAGUACAGAGAAGACUACAUUAGUCGAUUAUUUAGCUGAGAACAUGCAAGCUAUAGUGAAUGGUGAAAUGUUUGCUGUGAUUCCGUUGGCUUGGUGCCCUCAUUUGGAGACUAUGUAUGCCAUUCCGGCCUCGGUGAAGUUUGAACAGGGAGUCAAAUGCGUGGAGUGUGAAGAGACUGUUGAGAAUUGGGUGUGUCUGCACUGUUAUGUUACGGCAUGCGGUCGCAGUAUAAACGGGCACAUGCAAUCCCAUUACAGAACGACGCAACACCCUCUAGUUUUAUCGCUAAUUGACCUGUCAGUUUGGUGCAACGAGUGUGACGCAUACGUCGACAACGCACUGCUAUACGACGCAAAGAACAACGCACAUUUGUGCAAGUUCGGCGAGGAGAUGCCUUGGUGCUACAAAACUGAUACUAUUCAUAUGCAAUAAAAUAAAUAGUAAUGAUAAUUUACAGACCAUAAUGCAAUACCCUCUAGUUUAAUCACUAAUUGACCUGUCAGUUUGGUGCAAUGUAUGUGACGAAUGCGGCGACAACGCAAAGCUGUGGGCACAUGUGUGAGUUGAACAGACAAGGUGGUGCUACAAAACUUUGAUAUAUUUUAACAAUUCUAGAUAAAACCCCACAACACUAUAGAAAAUUGAUGAUGACUUUUAACCUCUCUUUUUGUAGCGCACAAGUUUGCUUAAUUCAUUCAACGCAUAUUUGUGCAUGUUUGUAAAGAAGGUAGGCCCGUAAAGAAAACACUAAAACUAUUCAUUUGCACCGAUAUUUUUUGUUUUUUUUUAAUUUUCAACCGCCUAUUUGAAUAACAUCAGUAUUAUAAAUUGGUGCUUAUAGCGAAAAUACGGAUAAUCAGAAUGCACACGAAGUAUUUAGAAAUUUCUUUUGAUAGUAUAACAUUUUUAUAUUAAACAUCUAACAAUUUUAACAUAUUUAGGUGGUUGGGAUAUAAUUAUAGUGAUUAAUGGGGAUAUUCACGAUAUAGCUUUUCAUCGGUACCUUAUCCUUAAUAAGGCCGAUGUCUUAUCAAAAAACGUGAAUAGUUCUACAGAGUUAAUGGCGUAUUUUUACUUGAGAAACAACUACCUAUCUAAAAUUGAAUGAAUAACAUUAUAAUUUUUUAUCGCAAUCGUAAUCUAUCAAAAGCAUUUUAUAUUAUUGCUGAUUGUCAUUAUCACUGAAUUGAUUAAUAAUUAUAAUGAUAUUUAUUCAUAUGAAUAUUUAUUGCGUAUGUUUUAAUCACUAUGUAUUUAUAUUUUUGAUAUUGGUAUCGCACAAUUAGAUCUCUGUUAAAAACAAUCAUGUUGAAAUACCCAAAAUCCAUACAGAUUAAGGAUGUAGAAUCUUAAUUUGGGUUAAUUACAGAAAAACAAAAGAAAAACUCCAUUCAUUCGUUUCUUAAACUGUUAAUUAAUUUACCUACUUAAUAUUUAUUUUUAGUGACUUUUUAUGUUUUUUAAAUCUAGAACUAAAAAGUACAAGUACCUACAACGAGUGGCCAUUUUUCACUAUUACGUAUUGCACACUAGGUAUUAAUGACAUUGUAAUAAUUAACUACAAAUUUGCUAUUUGCUGCAAAUACAGUAUUACCACGUUUAUAAGACUAAGGGAGCACAACCUACAACCUAAUCCAACCGAAUGAAAACGCAUUAACCUUAUGUAUUACAAGUACAUAAAACUUAAAAUCCAAAACCAAAAUGUUUCCUGCUAUCUCGCUCGCUAGUAGGUUCAAUUCGCGGGGCCAAAUGGUGGUCUGUGAUCUGACAGGAUAUUUUGGCGCCAUACAAACAUUGAUUCCUUCGCCUUUACAUAUAACAUCAUCGAUGUAACUUAUAAAAGUUGUAAUACUGCACAAAUAUCUUAUUUUCCACUAAUUGGAAGAUUCAAUGCAGAGACGGGGAUAUUGGCGAAGAAGUGUUUUUAACAAAAUAUAAACAUGUUACUUGGUUGGUUGGCCUUGGCGCAGAUAUAAGCCACAAAAUUUUCAGGUGACCCGUAAAAGGUGUCACAGUCUGAUUGGCUUUUGUGUGCGACUAUGUUAAUAAUAUUUUCAAUUGGAGUUACAUUACAGUAUCUAUCUUACGUUAAACUUGCUGAAAACAAUACUUAAUUUCAAAGAAUGCUAACCACAAUAUAACGAAAAUAUCUCCUCUCUACUUUGAUAAAUGAUCAGUGUAUAUUUAUUGUAAAUACUUACAUUUUUUUUGCAUAUUAUGUAUUUAAUAUUGUUAUAUAUAUUUAUUUCAUUAGAUAAUAAGUCUUUUAACUCUUAAUGUGUUUAUGUGCAUUUAUUUGCAACUUGUUGUCAAUAUUUCUUAUAUUGACACCGAUUACCGAUUUCUUUUUAAUAAAAUUUGUUUCAAAAUUACGUCAGUAUAGAAUUGGAACAGUAUUUCAUGAUGAAUUUAACUUUUUAAAAUAAGUACUAUAAAAUUAAAGAGCUCUGAAAAUGUUUUGUUUUUAAAUCUCAGUAGUAAGUCAAUAAAGUAAUUAAUAUAAUAUUAUAAUAAUCAGCGGUAUAUACAACACACCUUGUACAUGUCUCAUUUUGUUUAUUUAUAAUAAUUAAUAGUUUUACUAAUAAGAGUGGUAUGAUAAAAAAUAUGAAUCUGAAACAUUUUGAAUUUUUCUCGUGUAACAAAACUAAUGUACAACAAGAAAUAGAUAAGUAACAAACUGAUUUUAUAGAAGUUUCCUUGUUUGUAAUAGUUUUUAAAAAUGUAACAUUAAUAUUUCUUUCUGUCCUUCAAGACCAUUGAUUUUGUAAUGUUCAAUCUGUGCAUCUUUUGUGCAUUAUUUUCUCUAUACCUUGAUGUAGGUUAGUAUAAGUUAUUGGCAAGAUUGUCAAGACAAUAAAAUUGCUCAUUCUAAAUCGAUGUUAACGUAUUAACGACACAAUAAAGUCAUAUCAUAUAUUUA